AUGCAGAACACUCGAAAUUCAGAGCCUACUGAUCCGGCUAAUCAACCUCGUGAUGUUAUUGAGCGAUUAUCAAUAGAUCAACGAGCACAUUCAGAACGUUCAUCUGAACAAAGAUCAUCAAUAUUAAAACAAUCAACUCGAAAUUCGAAGCAUAAAACUGCUUAUAUUUCGGAUCUUAUCAAUGUUCAAAGUUUGCUCAAUAUUCGAGAAAUGCAAUCUCGACAACGUAAACUUCAUGAUACUUUAUCAUAUGAAGAUCGUAUUAUAAUAAAUGUAUCUGGUGAUCGAUAUGAAACUCAUCGUACAACACUUGAGCUUUAUCCAAAUACAUUACUUGGAAAUCGUAAACGACGUAAAUUUUAUUAUGAUAAAACUCAUAAUGAAUAUUUUUUUGAUCGUAAUCGAUCAUGUUUUGAAGCAAUACUUUAUUAUUAUCAAUCACAUGGUCGAUUAAGACGACCAAAUUAUGUUCCAAUUGAUAUAUUUCUUGAAGAAAUUAGUUUUUUUCAAUUAGGUCAAGAAGCUCUUAAUCAAAUACGAAAAGAUGAAAAUAUUAAAGAAGUUAAAAAAGUACGUUUACCAAAAAAUCGUUUUCGAAGACAUUUAUGGGCAACUAUGGAAUAUCCUGAAUUCUCGAUUAUGGCUAAAAUAAUCAGUAUUUUAUCAUUACUUAUGAUUCUUCUUUCAACUAUUGCUCUUGCUAUUGAAUCAUUACCACAAUAUGUAAAUACUGACCAAUUAGUUUGUUACUAUUCAUCAGUUAAUGGUUCAAACGAUACAAAUGAAACAGAAGAAGUUAUAAACAAUAAUCAAACUAUCUGCAAUGAUUAUCUAAGAUCACCGUUUUUUAUUAUUCAAACUGUGUGUAUUGCAUUUUUUACAGUUGAACUUAUUCUUCGUAUAAUAAGUACACCGUCAUUUGUUGAUUUUGUAAAAUCUAUAAUGAAUUGGAUUGAUGUCGCAGCUGUUGUGCCAUAUUAUGUUACACUUGGUAUCUAUCUAGCUGAUCGAAAUCAUCAAAUCAAUACAACAACAGCUGAUGGUCUUCGUCUGUUGCGUAUUCUUCGUUUCACACGUGUUCUUAAGUUUUAUCGUGUAUUUAGAAGUGUAAAAUCGUUACGUGCUCUUGGAGCAACUAUUCGAGAAUCAGUACCAGAUUUUUUUAUUAUGAUUAAUAUUUUAACAUUAUUAAGUGUUCUUUUUGGUGCUGUUGCUUAUUUUGCUGAAAAUGAUGCAAACAGUCAAGCAUAUGAUUCUAUAGUUAAAGCAACCUAUUGGGGAAUUAUUACGAUUACAGGUGUUGGAUAUGGUGAUAUAACACCUAUCACACCAGUUGGACGAAUAGUAGCAUGUUUAUGUGGAUUAUGUGGUGCUACAACAAUUGGUAUGCUUGUAUCAAUUCUUGUUGAUCGAUAUCAACGUGUUUUUGCUCGAAAACUAUACAUACAUGAAGAUAUAAUUGAUCUUCAUGAUUUUUCUGAUGAUGAAAAUAAUGAUGGAGAUUCUAGAGUUGGUUCGUUUCAACUUCAUCAGCGUUAUAGUAUGAAAGACAUUGAAGAUCCUGAUGCUAGAGCGAAAUUUAAUUCACUAUCUACAAUGGAUGAUAAACAUGCAAUGCCUACAAUCAAAGUUUUAUCGACACCUGAUGUAGAUGCCAUCAAUGAAAAUCCAAUAAAUC
Molecule: messenger RNA, 1678 nt
Organism: Rotaria sp. Silwood1
Lineage: Eukaryota; Metazoa; Rotifera; Eurotatoria; Philodinida; Philodinidae
Source: the annotation of a GenBank genome assembly